AUGAUGAUGUUGAAGCUUUUUGGAAUCGUCUUUUUCUGUGGCCUCCUCUCGCCCUCUCAAGGAGUCUUGUCGGGUCUGUCCUGCGCUGUCAGUCCAGGGGCGAUGCAGAAUGUUCUCUCGGAUGCCAUACUUCAGAACGGGCUUCUCCAGCAGCACCUCCAGGGCCUCGUGCUCCCAAACAUCAUGGGUGAAGGGGGUCUGCUGAACUCUCCCACCAGCAUCACUGGCCUACACCUUGUCAAGGUUCAGCUCCCCAGGCUGUCAGUGGUGCUGCUGCCAGGAAUCGGGGUCCAGCUGACCAUCGCCGCGAAGCUGGAGCUCAGCGGCAACUGCUUGGUUGGCCUUCUUUCAGAACUAAUUGAUAUCUUAGUGGACGUGAACAUUACUGCAAACAUUAAAUGCACGAAUUUUGAAUCGGGCACAGUCCAGGUUGUCAUUGAAGACUGCCUCUGCAUUCUUGGUGCCGUAAAGAUCAAGCUCCUUUCUGGCUUACUGUCCCUAUCAGUAAAUGAGAUAGUGCUUAACCAGCUGACAGCAACUCUGCCCGGUCUGCUGUGUCCAGUAGUCGAUAUUGUCGUCAACCUCGUGAACAUCCAGCUCCUGGGCACUCUCAACGCGGUGAUCCCAGUCGGUACGGCCGGAACGAUUCACUACCAGCUGGCCAGCCUCCCGUUUACCUCCGGCUUGUUCCUUGGGUUGGAUUUAGACGGUGCAGUGAAGCAGGUGGGAGGCAGCAUCAUCCCCCAUGACUCGUCCCCCUCCGCUUUGCCUCCGCUGCUGGACAAGCUUCUGGUCUUGGGACUGCGCCAGAGCUUUCUCAAUGCAGUCCUGUCCCUCCUGAUCCAGAUACCGCCGCAGACCUUCACCUGCACGCCAGAAGUUUUCUCCGGUGCCAGCCGCCUGCAAGAAGCCAUCACGACCCUCCUUCCUGCGGGGUGCUCCACCUGCCCUGGGACCAGUCCUCUGAGCAUUAAGCUAACGUUGUCUGGGAACCCGCUCAUCCUCUUGGAAAAAAACAAAGCCACCGUUGAGCUUUCCGUCAUGAUUCAGGUGUUCGUUAAGAGUUUAGAUGGAGCCAUCCUCAACCUCCUGCUGCUGAAGGCCGACCUCGGUCUAAACGCCCACAUCUCGAUUGCUGGAGGCAGACUGGUGCUGGGGCUGUCCCUGGGCAGCAUUUCCCUCUCCUUGGAGUCUUCUGAUGUUGGCAUCAGUAACAUCUCGAACUUGAAGCCACACUGCAGCAGUCUGCUGGCGGAAACGUUAUUGCCCCUUAUCAAUGGCGCUCUGGGCAUCGGGAUCCCUCUGCCAAACGUGCUGGGCAUUCCCUUAAUAAAGGUGGAUAUUCAGAUAUUGGCGGGCCUGCUGGUGAUUCUGGUGUGA
Messenger RNA from Gavia stellata (red-throated loon), 1380 nucleotides. RefSeq names its product BPI fold-containing family B member 4. NCBI's taxonomy places the organism in Eukaryota, Metazoa, Chordata, Aves, Gaviiformes, Gaviidae. The record is from RefSeq and is a predicted model, not a curated record. Gene Ontology annotation, molecular function: lipid binding.